AUGUUACCAUUCCUCCUAACCACUCCGCGGAGCGACCUCCGCGCCCUUCGCGCAGACUUUGAUUCCGCGCAUUACGCACUACGGGGGUUUCUGAUGACCCAGCGCAGCGUCGGCGGCGCUACUCUCGUACAAACAAGCGACUCACGACGUGCUCUCUUGCGCUACAGAUACGUCACCGAAGACGUGCGCGAACCAUCCGUAGCCACAACGAGGGAAUUUGAGGGGGAUAUGAAGGCGCCUCCAAACAAGCACGGCGCCGCGGCGCCGGCGUUCAGCCUCGACUUGAGGAUGGCACGGCAGACAAACCAGCGCAAUAGGGCCUGGCGGGAUGCGGGCAAGCCCGUGCACGCCUCUCCGCCAGGGGAUCCGCUGGGACGGCAUAGAGAAGCACACGGAUGGUCUUCCGAGUUGCAUGAUCCCUCCGGGAGAGUCCUCCUGCGAUGGGCAUCGGCAAGAAUGGGUGGGUUAUGA
This is a messenger RNA of Fomitopsis serialis, 471 nucleotides long. RefSeq lists its product as uncharacterized. Bases 1 to 471 code for a protein of 156 amino acids. The transcript has 4 exons. The record is from RefSeq and is a predicted model, not a curated record. Lineage: Eukaryota; Fungi; Basidiomycota; Agaricomycetes; Polyporales; Fomitopsidaceae.